UCCUCUUUGCUCUUUCUUUCUUUCUUUCAACUACUGCUCUUUCUUCACUGAUAUUUAUUUCCUUCAAGUUAGGGUUUUUAACUCCCUUUUUCUCUUUAUUUUUCUUACUCACAAUUAUGUACAACUUUACUAUGUUCUUUAUGAUUCAGCCUUGAUUAAGAGAAUGCAGAUCUGAGCCUGUUGGUUGUUGGGAUUGAUUUUCCUUGAUGAGUAUACGUCAAUUUUAUCGGAGUGAAGGCUGUAAUUGAUUUUGACAUUAACCACCCACAUAUAUCUUAUGGAUGACAGUGGGCAUCGUGAUAACGGAAGGCAUAAACCGCCUCAGGGUCAGUGGAUUCAGUUUUUUCCCCCAUAUUUCAGUGGUUGAUGCAGCAUCAGCCAUCAAUGAAGCAGAUAAUGGCAAUCAUGGCAGAAAGAGAUGCCGCCAUACAAGAGCGGAAUCUGGCCCUUUCUGAAAAAAAGGCUGCCUUGGCAGAGCGUGACAUGGCUAUCCUUCAGCGGGAUUCAGCAAUAGCAGAACGAAAUAAUGCAAUCAUGGAGCGGGAUAACGCCAUUGCUACUCUUCAGUAUCGGGAAAGCUCGAUAAGUGGUGGUGGUCAGAUUGCCCGGGGAGUGGUAAAACACAUGCACCAUCCUCAACAACAUGUACACGUACAUCAUCAGCCACAUAUGGGAGAACCUACAUAUAACCCGAGAGACAUGCAUGUGAAUGAAUCCAUGCCAGUUUCACCUGUUGCACCGGAGCCCACAAAGCCCCGUCGGAACAAAAGAGCUAAGGAGCCAAAGGCAAUGACGGGUUCCAAAAAGACUCCAAAAGCGUCGAAGAAAGUAAAAAGGGAAACUGAAGAUCUUAACCAAACGACAUUUGGCAAGUCACAAGAGUGGAAGGGUGCACAAGAGAUGGGCGAUGCAAGUGAUGACCUUAAUAGGCAGUUAGCUGUGUCAAAACCCGAUUGGAAGGAUCAAGACCUGGGGCUAAACCAAGUCGCAUUCGAUGAAACAACAAUGCCAGUCCCAGUUUGUUCCUGCACUGGAGUUUUAAGACCUUGCUAUAAAUGGGGAAAUGGAGGUUGGCAAUCCUCGUGUUGCACGACCAAUUUGUCGAUGUAUCCUCUACCAGCCGUUCCUAACAAGCGACAUGCCCGAAUUGGUGGUCGAAAAAUGAGUGGAAGUGCAUUCACCAAGCUGCUUAGUCGUCUGGCGGCAGAAGGCCAUGAUCUGUCAAAUCCAGUUGAUCUCAAGAACCACUGGGCAAAGCAUGGGACGAACCGCUACAUCACCAUCAAAUAAUGUUUCCGCUCAUUACAUUCCUUUAUUGUGGGUGAGAGAAGGAUUCUAUUAGCGCGAAUGUAAGUUUAUCGUCCUAAAAUGUCAGCUGUUUACUUCAUAGUUGUAUCAACGGGAGAUAACUGUAAAGAAGCAUUGUAUUCAGGAAACUUUCUGUUGUAUCAAACGUUGAUGUUAAUUUAUUGAAUAUCUAGUAUGAUGAUUACAUAAGGUUCUUGACUCUA
Nicotiana attenuata is the source of this 1511-nucleotide messenger RNA. Its product is annotated as protein BASIC PENTACYSTEINE6-like. Gene Ontology annotation, cellular component: nucleus. The record is from RefSeq and is a predicted model, not a curated record. NCBI's taxonomy places the organism in Eukaryota, Viridiplantae, Streptophyta, Magnoliopsida, Solanales, Solanaceae. Gene Ontology annotation, biological process: response to ethylene. The transcript is spliced from 4 exons. Gene Ontology annotation, molecular function: sequence-specific DNA binding; DNA-binding transcription factor activity. Bases 367 to 1290 code for a protein of 307 amino acids.